AUGCCGCUGCCGCGCUGCCGCCCUGGAUGCCGCUUCCUUCUUUUCCUCCCGGCGCUGCUGUUGCCCUCUCCGUCCCCGGCCCAUGCCCUGCCGCCUCCGGGCCCCGCCGCCACCCUGCUCCAGGCUCUUGGGCUGCGCGACGCGCCCCGGGUCGCCCCCACGCCUCGACCUGUGCCUCCCAUCAUGUGGCGCCUGUUCCGCCGCGGGGCCCCUCAGGAGACCAGGGCGACCUCGCAGCGGGCGCCCCCGGGGGCCACUCCGCGACCGUGCCACGUGGAGGAGCUGGGGGUCGCCGGAAACAUUGUGCGCCACGUCCGGGACCGCGGUGCGUCUGCGCGGACUAUGGAGCCCGCCUCGGCUGCCGGCUCAUGCUCCGAGUGGACCGUCGUCUUCGACCUGUCGGCCGUGGAGCCUACCGAGCGCCUGAGCCGCGCGCGCCUGGAGCUGCGCUUCGCGGAGGAGGAGGCAGAGAUCGCGGGCCCGGCCGGCGGCUGGGAGCUGACCGUGGCGCUCGCAGCGGAACCUGGGUCCAAGUCGGGGCGCGAAGCGCCGCUGCGCCUGGCAGUGCCUACGCUGAGGGCGCCGGUGCGCCCCGAGCUCCUGGGCGCUGCCUGGGCCCUAAAUGUCUCGGCGCCGCGCAUUCUGCGCCUAGCGCUAGAGCUGCGUCCCAGGGGCCCCGCUGCUUGCGCCCGCCUAGCCGAGGCCGCGCUGCUGCUGGUGACCGUGGAUCCAAGCCUCUGCCACCCCCUGGCCCGGCCGCGGCGCGCGGCGGCCCCAGCGGCGGGCAGCAGCCCAUGCCGCGCGAGGCGGCUCUACGUGAGCUUCCGCGAGGUUGGCUGGCACCACUGGAUUAUUGCCCCACGCGGCUUCAUGGCUAAUUACUGCCAGGGCCCAUGCGCACUACCCACCGCUCUGGGGGCCGCGGGGACGCCGGCGCUCAACCACGCGGCGUUGCGCGCGCUCAUGUAUUCGGCGGCGCCUGGCGCACAGGGCGGCUUGCCCUGCUGCGUGCCCGCGCGCCUUUCGCCCAUCUCUGUGCUCUUCUUCGACAACAGCGACAACGUGGUGCUGCGACACUACGAGGACAUGGUGGUGGACGAAUGCGGCUGUCGCUGA
Molecule: messenger RNA, 1116 nt
Organism: Orycteropus afer afer
Lineage: Eukaryota; Metazoa; Chordata; Mammalia; Tubulidentata; Orycteropodidae
Gene: GDF1
Product: growth differentiation factor 1
Exons: 2
Coding region: 1-1116 (371 amino acids)
Biological process (GO): SMAD protein signal transduction; BMP signaling pathway
Cellular component (GO): extracellular region
Molecular function (GO): cytokine activity; growth factor activity
Source: RefSeq, a predicted model, not a curated record